Messenger RNA from Theobroma cacao (cacao), 1687 nucleotides. Its product is annotated as PI-PLC X domain-containing protein At5g67130-like. The record is from RefSeq and is a predicted model, not a curated record. Gene Ontology annotation, molecular function: phosphoric diester hydrolase activity. Gene Ontology annotation, biological process: lipid metabolic process. NCBI's taxonomy places the organism in Eukaryota, Viridiplantae, Streptophyta, Magnoliopsida, Malvales, Malvaceae.
UCCAACUGCUCUAGGACAAGACAUCACACGCGUUUCCGUCUCAUGCCAUAGCCUUCACCCUACGUCCCCUUCUUCUGUCCCAGUUUCCCCAUAGCCAAUAACCCCAAAGUUCAAUCCAAAAACUCCUUUUCUUUCAACACCCAAAACUUUUCAUCGCUUUCCUUCUCACUUUUCUUUGUGUCUCUUUCAAAAGCCAGAAAUGGAGAGACUGAAUCUUUCAACUAGUCUUUCCCUAUUUCUCCUUCAACUUCUCCUUAUCACAGUUUAUCUCUUCUCCAUGUCUUCCAGUCUCAAGAUCGGAGAAACAUGUUCUUCUUCUUCUUCUUCUAACAGUGCAUGUGACUCCGGAUUAUCAUGUCAAACUUGCUCCGUCAACGGCAAUACCCGACCCAGAUGCACACGGAUUCAACCACUCAGCCCUACAUCGAAGGUAAAAGGUUUGCCAUUUAACAAAUAUUCUUGGCUGACAACUCAUAACUCUUUUGCCCUCAAAGGGGCGAUACCGGCUAUUGGACCGGCUAUUAUUGCUCCCGCUAACCAGGAAGACUCCAUCACCAAUCAACUUAAAAAUGGGGUUCGUGGACUUAUGCUGGAUAUGUAUGACUUCAAUGGUGACAUAUGGUUAUGUCACUCCUUUGGUGGCCAAUGCUACAAUGUCACAGCAUUUCAACCUGCCAUUAAUGUGCUCAAAGAGAUACAAGCGUUUCUAGAAGCAAAUCCAUCAGAGAUUAUCACCAUAUUUAUUGAGGAUUAUGUGGCAUCCCCACAAGGCUUAACAAAGGUCUUCAAUGCAGCUGGUUUGAAAAAAUACUGGUUUCCAGUUGCAAAGAUGCCCAAGAAUGGUGAAGAUUGGCCGACAGUAGAUGAUAUGGUCAAGCAGAAUGAGCGACUGGUAGUCUUCACCUCCAAAUCAGCUAAGGAGGCUUCUGAGGGGAUUGCUUAUGAGUGGAGAUAUGUGGUAGAAAACGAGUAUGGGAAUGAUGGGAUGAAAGCUGGUUCCUGUCCAAACCGUGCUGAAUCAUCUCCUAUGAAUACAAAAACAAGAUCACUGGUUCUUGAGAACUACUUUCCUACUAACCCGAACCAGACGACAGCUUGCUCGGAAAAUUCGGCUCCCCUAGUUAGUAUGUUGAACACCUGUCAUAAAGCAGCUGGAAAUAGAUGGCCAAACUUCAUUGCUGUUGAUUUUUACCAGAGGAGCGAUGGUGGAGGAGCCCCAGAAGCUGUAGAUAUAGCAAAUGGUCAUCUCACUUGUGGUUGUGACAAUUUAGCCUAUUGCAAGGUCAAUGCUACCUUUGGCAGCUGUGACGUCCCUAAAUUAUCACCUCCCCCACCUGCUGCUGCUACUCAAACGACCACAGAGAAUCCUUCACUAUCUAACUCCAGCUUUGCUAAUAUGGAUGUUAGACCAGUCCAACUGCAGUGGAUGCUGGCCACAGUUUUGACCAUAAGUCUCUUGUUUCGGUUAUGAUAACCCCCAGUUUGCCUGUUUAAAUUUCCUUUUUCAUUUUUAAGAUUUGAGUCAUACGGUAGUGUUCUUACAGAGGAGUUGUUCAUCAGUUUCUUGUUUAGGUUCUUGUGGUUAAUUUGCAAGAGCAUUUCUUCAGGCAGCUGUGCUGUUUCAGUUUUCAUUUGUUAGAUAGUGCAUUCAUAUACUGCUCUAAUUUAAUUUGACUCUCUCUCUCUC